Molecule: messenger RNA, 1518 nt
Organism: Lathyrus oleraceus (garden pea)
Lineage: Eukaryota; Viridiplantae; Streptophyta; Magnoliopsida; Fabales; Fabaceae
Product: sugar transport protein 10
Exons: 4
Biological process (GO): monosaccharide transmembrane transport
Cellular component (GO): membrane
Molecular function (GO): monosaccharide transmembrane transporter activity
Source: RefSeq, a predicted model, not a curated record
AUGGCAGGAGGAGCUUUUGUAGCAACUGAUGGGGGAAGACAUUAUGAAGGAAAGGUUACUGCAUUUGUUUUGGUGACAUGUUUUGUGGCAGCAAUGGGAGGUCUUCUCUUUGGUUAUGAUCUCGGUAUUACUGGAGGAGUGACUUCUAUGGAACCAUUCUUAAUCAAGUUCUUUCCGAGUGUGUAUAAACAAAUGAAAGACGAAUCGGGCCAUGACAGUCAAUAUUGCAAAUUCGAUAAUCAACUCCUUACAUUGUUCACCUCUUCUUUAUACCUUGCAGCAUUGGUAGCAUCUUUCUUUGCUUCAAUCACAACAAGAUUACUCGGACGCAAGCCGUCGAUGUUUAUAGGGGGUUUGUUUUUUCUUGGUGGUGCCUUGUUGAAUGGUUUUGCUGUUAAUAUUGAAAUGCUUAUCAUUGGUCGUUUGUUACUCGGGCUAGGUGUAGGGUAUUGCAAUCAGUCUGUUCCGGUAUAUUUAUCUGAAAUGGCUCCAACAAAAAUUAGAGGAGCACUUAAUAUGGGGUUCCAAAUGAUGAUUACUAUUGGUAUACUAAUUGCAAACCUUAUCAACUAUGGAACCUCCAAACAUGAAAAUGGAUGGAGAAUUUCAUUGGGUUUAGGAGCAGUUCCUGCAUUUUUGCUGUGUUUGGGGUCUUUUUUCUUGGGUGACACGCCUAACUCUUUGAUUGAAAGAGGCCAACAUGAAAAUGCUAAGACAAUGCUGCAAAAGAUUCAUGGUACUAAGAAUGUUGACGAAGAGUUUCAAGAUCUUAUAGACGCAAGUGAACAAGCUAAAAAGGUGGAACACCCAUGGAAGAACAUUAUGCAACCGAAAUAUAGGCCACAACUAACUUUUUGUAGUUUAAUUCCGUUUUUCCAACAACUCACAGGCAUCAAUGUUAUUAUGUUUUACGCGCCUGUCCUCUUUAAGACUUUGGGAUUUGGUAACGAAGCCUCUCUCAUGUCAGCUGUCAUUACCGGAGGCGUCAAUGUGGUUGCGACAUUUGUUUCUAUAUUCACGGUAGACAAGUUUGGUAGAAAAUUCUUAUUUCUCGAAGGUGGCGUUCAAAUGAUAAUUUCUCAGAUUGCGGUCGGAGGAAUGAUUGCUGCAAAGUUUGGAAUAAGUGGUGAAGGCUCUUUAACUAAAGGAGAAGCCAACCUCCUUUUAUUUUUAAUAUGUGCCUAUGUUGCGGCUUAUGCUUGGUCUUGGGGUCCAUUGGGUUGGUUGGUUCCUAGUGAAAUAUGUUCACUUGAAACUCGAUCUGCAGGUCAAGCUAUCAAUGUUGGCGUAAAUAUGUUAUUUACAUUUUUCAUUGCUCAAGCCUUUCUCACCAUGCUUUGCCAUCUGAAGUUUGGUCUGUUCUUCUUUUUUGCUGGUUUCGUCGUCAUCAUGACCAUUUUCAUAGUCUUAUUUUUUCCCGAGACCAAGAAUGUUCCUAUCGAAGAAAUGAAUAGGGUUUGGAAAUCAAAUUGGUUCUGGGCCAAGUUCAUUGUUGAUGAGGAUAAAGAGAAUCAGUCG